CUCCCUGCGGACCCGAGCCAUGGAGCUCUCGGAUGUGCACUGCCUUGGCGGCAGCGAGGAACUCUACACCAUCCACCCGACGCCCCCGGCCGGCGACGGCGGGAGCCGCUCUCGGCCGCAGCGACUGCUGUGGCAGACGGCGGUGCGACACAUCACCGAGCAGCGCUUCAUCCACGGGCACCGAGGCGGCGGUGGCGGUGGCGGUGGCUCCCGCAAAGCCUCGAACCCUGCGGGCAGCGGACCCAAUCACCACGCGUCGCAGUUGUCUAGCGACUCGGUGCUGCCUCUCUAUUCUCUGGGCCCCGGAGAGCGAGCGCACAACACCGGUGGCACCAAAGUCUUUCCGGAACGCAGCGGGAGUGGCAGCGGCAGUGGCAGCGGGGGCGGGGGCGACUUGGGUUUCCUGCACCUUGACUGUGCCCCAAGUAACUCGGAUUUCUUCCUCAAUGGGGGAUACAGCUACCGAGGGGUCAUUUUCCCAACCCUACGCAACUCCUUCAAGUCUCGGGAUUUGGAGCGCCUCUACCAACGCUAUUUCCUGGGCCAGAGGCGCAAAUCGGAGGUAGUGAUGAACGUGUUGGAUGUUCUAACCAAACUCACCCUUUUAGUCCUGCACUUGAGCCUGGCCUCGGCUCCCAUGGACCCUCUCAAGGGCAUCCUGCUAGGCUUUUUCACUGGCAUCGAGGUGGUGAUCUGCGCCCUCGUGGUGGUCAGGAAAGACAACACCUCCCACACUUACCUGCAAUACAGCGGCGUGGUCACUUGGGUGGCUAUGACCACCCAGAUUCUGGCAGCAGGCCUGGGCUAUGGGCUUCUGGGCGACGGCAUAGGUUACGUGCUUUUUACACUCUUCGCCACGUACAGCAUGCUUCCGCUGCCUCUCACCUGGGCCAUCUUGGCUGGCCUGGGCACAUCCUUGCUGCAAGUCACCCUUCAAGUAUUCAUACCCAGGCUAGCGGUCUUUUCCAUCAACCAGGUCCUGGCCCAGGUGGUGCUAUUCAUGUGCAUGAAUACAGCAGGAAUCUUCAUCAGUUACCUUUCAGACCGUGCCCAGCGCCAGGCCUUCCUGGAGACCCGGAGGUGUGUGGAGGCCAGGCUCCGCCUGGAGACAGAGAACCAAAGACAGGAGCGGCUUGUGCUGUCUGUGCUCCCCAGGUUUGUCGUCCUAGAAAUGAUCAAUGACAUGACCAAUGUGGAAGACGAGCACCUGCAGCAUCAGUUCCACCGCAUCUACAUCCAUCGCUAUGAGAACGUCAGUAUUCUUUUUGCAGAUGUCAAAGGAUUUACCAACCUCUCUACGACCUUGUCUGCUCAGGAGCUGGUCAGGAUGCUGAACGAGCUGUUUGCCAGAUUUGACCGGCUGGCCCAUGAGCAUCACUGUCUUCGCAUUAAAAUCCUGGGGGACUGCUAUUACUGUGUGUCUGGACUUCCUGAGCCCCGCCAAGACCAUGCUCAUUGUUGUGUUGAAAUGGGCCUCAGCAUGAUCAAAACUAUCAGGUUUGUGAGAUCCAGAACGAAGCAUGAUGUUGACAUGCGAAUUGGAAUCCAUUCAGGCUCUGUCCUGUGUGGUGUGUUAGGCCUGAGGAAGUGGCAGUUUGAUGUCUGGUCUUGGGAUGUGGACAUAGCAAACAAACUUGAAUCAGGAGGAAUCCCUGGGAGAAUUCACAUUUCCAAAGCCACACUGGAUUGCCUCAAUGGUGACUAUAAUGUGGAAGAGGGUCACGGUAAAGAGAGGAAUGAAUUCUUAAGGAAGCAUAAUAUAGAGACCUAUUUGAUUAAGCAGCCUGAGGAAAGUUUGCUAUCCCUGCCUGAAGACAUAGUUAAGGAGUCGGUGAGCUGCUCAGACAUGAGAAACAGUGGGGCAACGUUCACAGAAGGAUCCUGGAGCCCAGAAUUGCCUUUUGACAAUAUUGUGGGCAAACAGAAUACUCUGGCUGCCCUAACAAGAAAUUCAAUAAAUCUGCUUCCAAACCAUCUCGCACAAGCUUUGCAUGUCCAGUCUGGGCCUGAGGAAAUUAACAAGAGAAUAGAGCAUACCAUCGACUUGCGGAGUGGCGAUAAGUUGAGAAGAGAGCAUAUCAAGCCAUUCUCUCUGAUGUUUAAAGACUCCAGCCUGGAGCACAAGUAUUCUCAAAUGAGGGAUGAAGUAUUCAAGUCAAACUUGGUCUGUGCAUUUAUCGUUCUUCUGUUUAUCACUGCGAUUCAAAGUUUGCUUCCUUCUUCAAGGUUGAUGCCUAUGACUAUCCAGUUCUCCAUUCUGAUCAUGCUGCACUCUGCCCUGGUCCUCAUCACCACAGCAGAAGACUAUAAGUGUCUGCCCCUCAUCCUCCGCAAAACAUGCUGUUGGAUUAACGAGACCUACCUGGCCCGCAACGUCAUCAUCUUUGCUUCCAUCUUGAUUAACUUCCUGGGAGCUGUCCUAAAUAUUCUGUGGUGUGAUUUUGACAAGUCGAUACCCUUGAAGAACCUGACUUUCAAUUCCUCAGCUGUGUUUACAGAUAUCUGCUCCUACCCAGAGUACUUUGUCUUCACUGGGGUGUUGGCCAUGGUGACCUGUGCAGUAUUUCUCCGACUUAACUCUGUCCUGAAGCUGGCUGUGUUACUUAUUAUGAUCGCCAUCUACGCCCUGCUGACAGAGACCAUCUAUGCAGGUCUCUUCCUGAGUUAUGACAACCUGAACCACAGUGGAGAGGAUUUCCUGGGGACCAAGGAAGCAUCGCUGCUGCUGAUGGCCAUGUUCCUUCUUGCUGUGUUCUACCAUGGACAGCAGCUGGAGUACACAGCCCGCCUGGAUUUCCUGUGGCGAGUACAGGCCAAAGAGGAGAUCAACGAGAUGAAGGAACUGAGGGAACACAAUGAGAACAUGCUGCGCAAUAUCUUACCCAGCCACGUGGCCCGCCACUUCCUGGAGAAAGACAGAGACAAUGAGGAGCUGUAUUCUCAAUCCUACGAUGCUGUGGGGGUGAUGUUUGCCUCCAUCCCUGGAUUUGCAGACUUCUACUCUCAGACAGAAAUGAACAACCAGGGAGUGGAAUGUCUGCGUUUACUGAAUGAGAUCAUUGCUGACUUUGAUGAGCUGCUCGGGGAGGACCGGUUUCAGGACAUUGAGAAGAUUAAGACCAUUGGUAGCACAUACAUGGCCGUCUCAGGAUUGUCACCAGAGAAACAGCAAUGUGAAGAUAAAUGGGGACAUUUGUGUGCCCUGGCUGACUUCUCUCUUGCCCUGACUGAAAGCAUACAAGAGAUCAACAAGCAUUCCUUCAACAAUUUUGAACUCCGAAUCGGCAUCAGCCACGGCUCUGUGGUAGCAGGUGUAAUUGGCGCUAAGAAACCACAGUAUGACAUUUGGGGGAAAACUGUGAACUUGGCAAGCCGAAUGGACAGCACAGGAGUAAGUGGCCGGAUCCAAGUCCCUGAGGAGACCUAUCUUAUCCUGAAGGACCAGGGCUUUGCCUUUGACUACCGAGGAGAGAUCUAUGUGAAGGGCAUCAGUGAACAAGAAGGGAAAAUCAAAACAUACUUUCUCCUGGGGCGAGUCCAACCCAACCCAUUCAUCUUACCCCCAAGGAGACUUCCCGGGCAAUACUCUCUGGCUGCAGUUGUCCUUGGCCUUGUCCAGUCUCUCAACAGGCAAAGGCAGAAGCAACUACUCAACGAGAACAGCAACUCGGGCAUCAUCAAGAGCCAUUACAAUCGGCGGACUUUGCUAACGCCAAGUGGGCCAGAGCCUGGAGCACAAGCUGAAGGCACUGACAAAUCUGAUUUGCCAUAA
Apodemus sylvaticus (European woodmouse) is the source of this 3772-nucleotide messenger RNA. RefSeq names its product adenylate cyclase 8 (gene Adcy8). Gene Ontology annotation, biological process: intracellular signal transduction; cAMP biosynthetic process; adenylate cyclase-activating G protein-coupled receptor signaling pathway. The coding region runs from base 20 to 3772 and encodes 1250 amino acids. The transcript is spliced from 18 exons. The record is from RefSeq and is a predicted model, not a curated record. Gene Ontology annotation, cellular component: plasma membrane. Lineage: Eukaryota; Metazoa; Chordata; Mammalia; Rodentia; Muridae. Gene Ontology annotation, molecular function: adenylate cyclase activity.